Molecule: messenger RNA, 1077 nt
Organism: Emiliania huxleyi CCMP1516
Lineage: Eukaryota; Haptophyta; Isochrysidales; Noelaerhabdaceae
Exons: 1
Coding region: 1-1077 (358 amino acids)
Source: RefSeq, a predicted model, not a curated record
AUGAGGAAGGAGAUGCCCGCCGUGCCGGCGUACACCAAUGCCCUGGCCGCAAAGGCGACGCUCAUCCGCGCCCUCGAGGCCACAUACUCCUCCACCCUCACCUGCGCCGACGAUGGGAAGGAGGUCAACGUCUCUUGGAAAGUGCGCAAGAGCUGGCUACCUGCCGACCUGCAGCAGCUGCUCUUCCCGCCGCCGCCGCCGGAGGAUGCGGCGCCCGAGCCGCAAAAGCAGGAGAAGAAGCGGCGCAAGCUCGGCUCCGGUGCGUACCAGUGCACCGGCGCUCUGCCGAUCGCGGGGCCACUCCUCGUGCUCUCGCCGGGGCGCGCGCAGCAGCCUCGCGCCGCUGCGCCACCGCUGCUGCUUGGCCCCGGCGCUGCGGAGAACGCGGCGCUGCAGCCGGGACUCCCACCUGCAGUCAGGGUACUGCCUCUCAACCUACCCACACCGGGCCCUGCCGCAUCACCGUCGGGCCGCCGCCCCGACAUGGGCCGUGGGUCGGUGAACCUGCUCCGCGCCGACCUGUCGGCAGCGCGGCCCAACAUGCCCAUCGCCCACGGCGCGGCCUCCUUUCCACCGGGCGCCCUCGCCCGACUCAUUGGGCUGCAGGACUAUGCCGAGCUCAACGGAGCGCAGGUCAAGAUCAUCAAGUACCUGACGUCGAGGGAGAGGUACGUCGUCGACUUUCCUGGGGGUGAGCGGGAGCGCCCCGUCACCGUGGCGCCGCACCGCCUCAUCCCAGAGAGGGAUAGCACGCCGCGUGAGUUCGUCAUCUCGCUCUCCGACGACGAGCAGCGCGAGUUUAUGCGCGACGUCCGGCUCGGCUCGAGUGUCAACCAGCACGCCUACCCAAACAUCCACAUCGCCCUCGAGCCGCCUCUGCCGCCGCCGCACGCGCUGCAGGCGUGCACGCCGCCACCGGUGCGAGUCGCCCGACACGUCGUGAAGAACGCUCGCUUCUGCAUCUUUAAGCGGCGGCGCAGCUUCCGGCUCGGCGCGGGAUCGGCUGGCGCUGCCGAGGCCUACAGGCUCAAGUGCACGUCGCGUGCGCUCCGCUGGGAGCUCUGCGCGCGCGAGUGA